Fusarium redolens is the source of this 1157-nucleotide messenger RNA. RefSeq lists its product as uncharacterized. The record is from RefSeq and is a predicted model, not a curated record. Bases 117 to 944 code for a protein of 275 amino acids. The transcript has a single exon. NCBI's taxonomy places the organism in Eukaryota, Fungi, Ascomycota, Sordariomycetes, Hypocreales, Nectriaceae.
AUUUUAUAGUCUUUUCCAAGAUUCUCUAUUAAUUCAUUAUUAAUUUACUAUUAAGAUUCUUUCUUAUUACGGUUAAGCUUUGCAAUCAGUCCCAAAAACGACGAGCAGCAACCACCAUGUCAGCCCCCGAGUCUCAAACAGCCAUGGAUGACACCGAGUUCGAGAAGACACUCCUGCAGCUGCGAUGUUUUGACACAAUGUUUCUCGUCGACGACUCAGAGGCUAUGCAGCCCUACUGGUCCGAGAUCAAGACACUGAUAGAGCGCAUUGCACCCAUCUGCGCCAAGCAUGAUCCAGACGGAGUCGAUCUGUACUUUGUCAACCACCGACCAGGCGGCGUCUUGGCCAAAUUGCCCGGAGUGCAGUCCAUCCGCAAGUCAGGCUACACGCACAUCGGCGGGUUUGUCGGCAACAUGCUCUUGACGAGCAAGGGAAAGCAGGUCGGCAGCAUCUUCGACAGCGUCAAGCCGGCUGGCAAGUGCAACAUGGGCGCCAGGCUCGGCGGCCUGCUCAAGUGGUACUGCGAUAAGUUCACGGCCGGAGAGGAGAAGGCUGCUCUCAACAUUGUCGUGCUCACAGCCGGCCAAUUCGACGAUGACAUCAAAACGCCCCUGAUCCAAGCUGCCAGGACUCUUGAUGAGGCCAAGGCACCGAUUCAUCAGGCUGGCGUUCAACUGUUCCGCCUGGGCGGGCCGCAUCUUGAGCGACAAAAGACACUACAGCACCUCGAUGAUGAGCUGCACAAAGAGGCUGGGACGCGAGACAUUGUCGAUACGGUGACUUGGAGUGGACAUGGCACAUCCAUGUCGGACGAUGAGCUGCUCAAGGUUGUGCUGGGCGCGGUUAUCAAGAAGAUUGACAUGCGUGCCUCUGAGUUGCACUUGGACGAAUUAGCCCCGACUGCACGCGCUGAGCGGGAGUUUGAUGAGGAAAAUGUAAUCUAACACUGAGGGAGACUGUUUUAUAUCCUUGGAGACAUUGUUGUAUCCCAACCGGCAUAUUUAAUGGCAAAGAUAUAUAAUGUCCUCUUGGUCAGUAUCCAUUUGGCCAAGGCCUGGGCCGGGGAUGGAUAGACAGAGCAUCAGAUGUUAUUGUGGGAAAGAAAAGAGCGCUUCAUUCACAGAGUCACUAUUGUUGAAUGGACAUUGGCAAGUCAU